This is a messenger RNA of Aspergillus saccharolyticus JOP 1030-1, 1940 nucleotides long. RefSeq names its product putative 2-ketogluconate transporter. Gene Ontology annotation, cellular component: membrane. Gene Ontology annotation, molecular function: transmembrane transporter activity. The record is from RefSeq and is a predicted model, not a curated record. The coding region runs from base 245 to 1861 and encodes 538 amino acids. The transcript has 5 exons. NCBI's taxonomy places the organism in Eukaryota, Fungi, Ascomycota, Eurotiomycetes, Eurotiales, Aspergillaceae. Gene Ontology annotation, biological process: transmembrane transport.
CCCACGGCAUCAUCCCAUGAAAUCCUAAGCGAGAUGCAUCAACUGAUCAACCAGACCAACACCGGUACUUGCCUCCCCACCAGCUGUAUUUCCAUUGGCGUGAAAUCCCUCCCCCGCGAAAGAAUGACCAAGAUCGGAAACCAGAUGGAGGGUCACAUUACCCUUGCAAACAAUAUAAGACGGCUCUGUCUGUUGUUGAACAGCCUCUAACCUUCCCACCCCCUCUCCUCUGCAUCAUCUCACCAUGGCGGAGAAUAUCACCGAGAAUCUGUCCCCCGGACAUGGCAACCCCACCACCGACGACAACAAACCCGCGCACGCCACCGCCCACGUCGAGCGGGUGCUGUCCCCCACCGACCUAAAAGAAGGCGUCGACGCCGCCCGCGUCGAUGAGGAGAUCCAGGCCUACGCGGCGCGCGGCCGGGUCGAGGUCGACGAGGCGACCAGCCGACGGCUGCGACGCAUGAUCGACCGCCGCGUGCUGGUGGUGAUGAUUCUGACGUACUUCCUGCAGGCGCUGGACAAGGGGACGAUGUCGUUUGCCUCGAUUAUGGGGAUCCGGGAGGAUGCGGGGCUGGUGGGGCAGCAGUACUCCUGGCUCACUACGUGUAUCUACAUCGCCGUCCUCGUCGUCGAGUACCCCACCAACUGGAUCAUUCAGCGCGUGCGCAUUGCCAAGUACCUGGGCAUUAAUAUCGUCCUCUGGGGCAUGACCCUGGCACUGCACGCGGCGUGCAAGAACUUUGCCGGGCUGGUGACGGUGCGCACGCUGCUGGGGAUCUUCGAGGCCGCCUGUCAGCCCUCGUUUGUGCUGCUGUCCAGUAUGUGGUAUAAGCGGGAGGAGCAGGCUGCGACUGUGACUUACUGGUACAUGAUGAACGGGGGCCAACAAAUCGUCGGCGGAUUGCUUGCCUACUGCUUCAGCCUGAUCGGCCGCCACGGCCCCACCGCCCUGAAAUCCUGGCAAGCGCUGUUCCUGACCUACGGCUGCAUCUCCAUCCUCUGGGGCUUCUUUGUGUUGUGGUGGAUGCCCGACUCCCCCAUGAAAGCCAAGUGCUUCGACGAGGAAGACAAGCACCGCAUGGUGGAGCGCGUGCGCGCCAACCAGACCGGGCUGCAGAACAAGACCUUCCGCGCGGACCAGAUGUGGGAGGCCUUUCAGGAUCCGCAGAUGUACUGCUACUGCGCCAUCCAGGUGUUUACGACGUUGCCGACGAGCGGGCUGGGGGCGUUCGCCAACAUCAUUAUCACGGGGUUUGAUUUCACCGAGCUGCAGACGCAGUUGCUGGCGAUGGUGCUGGGGUUUUAUAUCAUCUUUGUGCUGUUGACCAGUGCGUAUUUGGUGAAGCGGUUCCAGCAGAAUACUUUGGUGAUGUUGGGGUUUAUUGUUCCCUCCUUCAUCGGCACCAUCGUCCUCAUGACCGUCCAAAGCCACAGCCUCGGCACCAAAGUCGGCCUCCUCAUCAGCUACUACAUCACCUUGUCAUUCUGGUCCGCCCAGAACCUGUGUCUGUCCAUGGUCACGCGCAACAUCGCCGGCGCCACCAAGAAAUCCACCGUCGUCGCGGCGACCUUUGUUUCGUGGGCGGUGGGCAAUGCCAUCGGACCGCAAGUCUUCCUCACCCGCGACGCUCCUAGAUACUUCAUCGCCUUUGGCGUGCACCUGGGCUGCUACUCGGCGAUGACGCUGGCUGUCAUCUACCUGCGCUUCUACUUGAUCGCGCAGAAUAGGAAGAAGGAGCGGUUGUUGCGGGAGAACGGGGUGCGGCUGGAUGGGUCGGCGGAGGGGGAGGAUCAUUUGGCGCGUGCAUUUGAGGAUCGGACGGAUCGCGAGAAUUUGCAUUUCCGGUAUAUUUAUUGAUCGGUGGCUGGUUUCGAAGGAGGCGAUUGGGGAGAUGGGUUUGUGUUGAGGAUUCGUGGGGGGUCGGUUAUAUAGUCUA